AUGUAUGUGAAAUGGUUUGAUACAGGAAUAGUAUGUGAUUUUAGUGUAUUUAGUGAAUGUCACUUUUCUGUCAUUUUCAAAUUUCCCGCCGUUCCGUCCCCCGUACGUCCCGAUGUCUCAGGGGAUGGAAGCCAGAAGACAGAUGCCGGCAUCGGCCGGAGGACAUUGCCGGGGACACUGCAGGAGGGACAUCGCAGGAGCGCAGGACAAGGUAAGAGAAGAACAGAUCGCGGAGCAGCGCCUCAUGGAAAGCCCGAGUGUAGCUCAGGAUUACCGCUUGUGCUACACUCGGGAAUACCACCAGGAAGGCUA
Messenger RNA from Staurois parvus, 312 nucleotides. Lineage: Eukaryota; Metazoa; Chordata; Amphibia; Anura; Ranidae. The record is from the annotation of a GenBank genome assembly.